This is a messenger RNA of Linderina pennispora, 1386 nucleotides long. RefSeq lists its product as uncharacterized. The coding region runs from base 1 to 1386 and encodes 461 amino acids. Lineage: Eukaryota; Fungi; Kickxellomycota; Kickxellomycetes; Kickxellales; Kickxellaceae. The transcript has 3 exons. The record is from RefSeq and is a predicted model, not a curated record. Gene Ontology annotation, molecular function: acyltransferase activity, transferring groups other than amino-acyl groups.
AUGGACUUUUUGCUUGCAAACAUCGAAUCAAAGACCUACGCCCUCAGCGUGCCGGACGAAUCCUUCUCGUACGUCAACAUCCGCCAUGUGAAUUUCUACGCUAAUACUGAUGCGGCCUGCAGCUUCAUGCCCUCCGACAAGCUCGAGGCGGCGUUCUACAAGACCUUGACACAGUUUCCUCUGCUUGUCGGCGACCUCACGCAGCGCAGCGACAGGCACUUGGAGAUUGUCGUAAAUAAGGACGAUCUCAACAUGCCUGGAUACCGCGAGUCGCAGUCGGAGGUGGAUUUCCGCGAUAUCAAGUCAGCCCAGUACAACCAAAAAACCUGGCCCAGUGAUCUGGAGACAGUGGGCAAAGUCCCGUGUCCAGACGCAAACUCAGCCCGCAUCAAGCUUGCAGACAUCCAUGUCGUGCGCAUGAAGAACAACACUGGCCUUAUUAUCUCUACAGCCUUCGUCCAUGCCACCACCGACGGCUAUGGCUGCUUCGAGUUCCUCAACCGCUGGGCCGAAGAGACCCGCGCUCUUAUUACUGGCGAGCCGGCAAGGCACUGGGUGUUCUGCUUUGACCGCUCUGCGAUCCGCAGCCAUUUGCCUGCCGAGCGUGCACCGAUCAGCGACAUGACCCGCAACACGUACACAGACAAGUCGUGGUUUGCUGACUUUCUGACCUGGCUCUCGCCAAUCUCGCGAGGCAAGCUGAUGAGCUAUUUGGCAGGGCAUGGCUCCUAUGGAAGGAUGCCUGAGCUCCGCUACCAUCUGCUUGAGCACGUGCCAUAUGGAACUCGGAUCUCUGACAAUGACCUGCUCUCAGCAAGUUCAGAUGGGGAACCGGGAUGGCUGGCACGCACCAUCAGCCGUGCUAUGGGCAUCAGGAACGAGCAUUGCCUGGGGAUCCCCUGUGAUAUCCGUCACCGCCUCGACAUGACCGAUAUCAACUAUAUUGGCAAUCCCAUGUACCAUGUAUACUUUUCGAAGCCAAUCGAUUAUGCUGGUACGCCAACCACACCAACGUCGCUAGGUGACAUUGCUGCCAUGGUGCGCAAGAUUGUAUCGGAGGCGACCCCGCCGCGUAUUGGCACCCUGUACGAUGUGCUGGAAACAGAGGACAUUAGUCUGGGCAACUUUAGUGCCAAUCUGAUGUCAUUCAAGAUGGUCACUGGUAUAUCGAACCAGAUCCGGUUCAAGUUUUACGAAGCUGAUUUCGGCAGCGGCGUGCAGAGCUUUGCCACCGUCAUGCCUGAUUUCGGCGAAGGCACGGUCAUCUUUUUGCCAUCACCCCCGCCCAGCCGUGACAUUCUCGUCAACCUGACCGUCUCACCGCAAGUCAAGGAAUGCAUCUUGAAGGACAGGUUCUGGAUGCAGCUUGCCGAAUUUGUUUACUAG